UGCAUGCACACGCAAAUAAGCACGUAUUCACGUACACGCACACACUUAUAUGUUCACGCGCACUCACAUACACAUAUUUAUCAGUUCACACACACGCGCGUACACAGACACAUAUAUAUAAUACUUAUUAAUGAUAGUAUGAAGCACAGAUUUAUGUGUAAUUUUAUAGAAAUAUAUGCAUGAAUACUUGUAUCAAUUACAACAUUAUAUUAAAUAUUAAUUACAACAUUACAUUAAAUAUUACAACAAAAUGUACAUUAAAAACAUAUCGGUAUAAUAAUUGCGAAAGAAAAAGUAAGUAGAAAGUGUAAAGUAUAAAGACGGGUUAGAGAGGAAAGAUUGGGGGAAAGAGAUCGAAAUUGUGUAUGUUUGUGUGCGCGAGUGUGAAAAGGGGGGAGAGUCUCAGAUUGAUACUGCGAAAGGGCUUCGCGUAACAAUACCUAUUUCUAUAUCGACUGCUAAGAUGACGGGCCCUGCUAGUAAACGAACAUCAUCAAACAGCGACGAAGUGCCUUUUAAAAGAUUUAAAUCUGAUAUUUUUUGCACGUUUAAGGAAGCAGAAAAACUUCUUUCUGGUCAAUGCUGUUUAUGAAUUCAAGAAUGUAAAUUUUUCAUUGUGUAACUCGGAGUUUAAUAAAUUUAAAGAAAAUACGUAUGAAAUCAGUUUAAAAACUGAUUCAAUAAUCAAUGAAAUCGAGAAUGUGGCGGCUAUACCUAAAAACAUAUUCAACUUUUAUCAUUCAUGGAGAUAGAUUCUAUAAAUUCUGGAGAUUUUAUAGAUAUUGUGGGUAUUAUUCGAAAUAUUGGCGAAGUAGAAAACAUCAAAGAUGAUACUUUUGUUAAACGUGAAGUUACAUUGAAAGAUGAUCUGAAAAAUGAGUUAACUAUCGUUCUCUGGAAUAAAAACGCAAAAUCAUUCAAUGGAAAUGUAAAUGAUGUAAUGUCAAUAAAAGCCGGUAAAGUGGUUGAGUACAAGGGCAUUAAAAAAGUUUCAGUUCUUUCAAUUACUAUACUGAAAUUCAAUGAUAAGUCAAUUCCAGAAGUUAAAAGGUUGCUGAAAGAAAUGAUUGCCGCAAAGGAAGAAGAUUAGUCACUUAUUUCGAUUUUGUUACUUAUUUUGUUGUUGAAUAUUAUGAUUUACUUACACUGCUUUGUAUUGUACUGUUCCUUGUAUUAGUGUAGUAGUAUGGUAAGAGCAGUAUAUUGUAUUCGAAACGGAUUUUUCUUUAUAAUUGUUAUUAAUUUAUUUUGUAUUCCUUGUACUAAGUUUAAAUGAUUCUAUAUUUAAUUUUUGCAAAAAUAAAAAUUAAAUAUCUUGUUUUCUUAACUAUA
This is a messenger RNA of Nasonia vitripennis (jewel wasp), 1332 nucleotides long. Its product is annotated as replication factor A protein 1. The transcript is spliced from 5 exons. NCBI's taxonomy places the organism in Eukaryota, Metazoa, Arthropoda, Insecta, Hymenoptera, Pteromalidae. The record is from RefSeq and is a predicted model, not a curated record. The coding region runs from base 743 to 1090 and encodes 115 amino acids.